AAUGAAAAAAAUGGAAAUUUGACUUAGCAUUUCAAUUUUUUCUUAGUUCUUACAGAUUUUGAAGUUUCUUUCCUUAGUCUACAGUUCCUUUUGGUUGAUGAUUAAAACAUGAACUGUUUUAUGUUGCGCACGUGCCACUUGACGAUGCGCUGCGCAGCAUCGUCCGGAUGUCAAGAGAGAGCGCUAUGCCGUAGACGUGUAUUUCUUAUUGUGUGGAUUGGUUGGGGGGAGACCACGGGGAAGUUAUUAUCUACUGGCUAGCAGUCGGCGGUCUUCAUUCAACAUUGGGUUCUCGAAGCGGUCGGAAAUUUUGAUUUUUCAGCAGAGCGUGUGGAAGUGAAUCAUGUCGAUUAUUGAACCUGACAAUCCCAUAAAUGAUAGCAAUAGCUAUUUCCCUGUGUCCGACGGCGACGGAUUGGGCGAUUCGACUUCCAUCGUGCCCGACAAAUUUCAAUCCAUCUUCGAUCCAUGGGGGGACUACGUCUUCGCAACCAUUAUGAUCAUCAUUGGCGUAGUGUCGCUGUUUGGAAAUGGUUUGGCCGUCCACGUCUUUCGGCGAAAAGGCUCCGAAAUCAACGUACCAGAAGUGCUUUUGCUGAACAUUGCAGUCGUCGACCUAUUUCUGGGAAUAGCAUCCUAUCCGGCUACCAUUGUGGCCGCGUUUUCACAUCGCUGGGUGUUCGGACAAACAGGAUGUACAUUGUACGCAUUUACGUGCUAUUUCCUCGGAUUGGCGACUAUACUGUCGCUGACAGCCCUGGCCAUCUUUCGAUUCAUCAAAACGUGUUUCCCUCAGAAAGCCCAGUGGAUGAACGUCCCGAGAACUCGACUAGUCAUCUUCCUUAUCUACGUCUACAGCAUGGGUUGGGCCAUGAUGCCGUUCUUCGGCUGGGGCGGCUACGACGUCGAACCUUUCGGAUUUUCCUGCACUCUGGCCUGGACUCACACGGAUCAAAAUGACCGGAAUUAUAUCCUGGCAGCCAGCAUCUUCAACGUGUUUCUUCCGAGCAUAGUCAUCACGGCAAGUCACUUGGGCAUCUUGUUCAAAAUUCGUCAAGCGAGCCGAAUGUUUUCCAGUAAAUCAGCCGGCAAGCAGAGCAGCAAAGCCGAAAUCCAGUUCAUCCGGGUCUCAUUUGGCGUGUGUUUCGGUUUCCUUAUUGCCUGGUUACCGUAUGCCUGCAUCUCUCUUUGGUCCACCUACGGCGACGUUUCCGCCAUCCCCCUUUGGAUAACACCAAUUCCGGUUCUACUAGCCAAGUCCUCCAUCGCUUACAAUCCAAUCAUAUACGUAUUGCUGACGCGACGCUACAGGGUGGAUUUUUCGAAAGCUUUGCGGGAGCUUCUUCAACUAUCUGUCAUCAAGGAUGGCAGGAGAAUUACAAAUACGAUUCCUUCUGAACAGCUUUAAGAUUAUCUGGUAUUGUAGAUGGAGAUGGAAAACAUCGCUGGUGAAACCAAUGAACAUUCACUGAAUAUUGCCAUCGGCGAAAGCAGUGCCACAGAAGAAGUCGUCCGUGGCUAGUGAUAGAAUACCUCUUUAUUUGUAUUAGGGAUCUAAAGAAACGAUGAAUCAUAUCUGUGUGGAAUCUUAUUUAAAGCAAUUGUAUCAAGAUUUGCUUUUGUAUUGAAUUUGAUGUGAUUUAUCUGGGGUCGUUUAGGAGAUUCAAAAACGAGUCCUCCAUACCUUGAUAUUUUUACGUAUGCUCACUUAACCGGAAAUAAAACAAAACAUUACCUGAUACCAUCACCAUUCCCAACAAAAAAAAAGUAUAAUUAUUGCUCAGUGUGUCUAUUGAAUAUUAAUCAUCUUUUUUCAAUAUCGCGUCCAUUAUGUAAUAUUUGUCUUGAAGUGGAAUUUAGGACAAUGACUCACAGCAACAUGUACUGUUUUGUCAUUGUUUUCAUGUGUUUCUUUAGUGUACAUUGAUAUUUUUCACCUUGCUUACUGCUGCUGUUGAAUUUCUCGGAAAAUCUUCCUAUUGUUGGAACGAAGUUCAGUGGGAUUGAUCUCCCGUUUAUGAUUGUUUAUUGAACGUUUCCAAAAGUCUGUAAGUUUCAGAACAGUUUUUCCACAUGUUUGCAUAUUUUACAAUGACCAUUAUGACCUAUUCCAAUACAUGGGAAUGCCACCGUUUGA
Messenger RNA from Daphnia pulex (common water flea), 2137 nucleotides. RefSeq names its product opsin-5-like. The record is from RefSeq and is a predicted model, not a curated record. Gene Ontology annotation, molecular function: G protein-coupled receptor activity. Gene Ontology annotation, biological process: G protein-coupled receptor signaling pathway. The transcript has 9 exons. Bases 344 to 1408 code for a protein of 354 amino acids. NCBI's taxonomy places the organism in Eukaryota, Metazoa, Arthropoda, Branchiopoda, Diplostraca, Daphniidae. Gene Ontology annotation, cellular component: membrane.